AUGGAAGGUGGCGUCCGGACGUCGUGGAUGAAAUAUGGGUCUGCAGUGUCAUUAUUUGUGGUACUUCUUGCCUAUUGGGUUCGCUUACCAAGCAAUGAAGUACUGGACGAGCGGCUGGACAUCGUGUUGUCGUCGCUGCUCCGUGCAGAGAGCAAAGUUGGAAUGAAUCAAGUCGCUCGACCGAAGGUGGCAAUUGGUUUCGGAGGCUGCGUGGACCUUCUCGUGGACGGUGUGUCGCUUCUCAACAAAAUCGGCCUGGCACCGGCCGACCAGCCCCUCCAUCAUGACUACAUCGAAAAUGCCGAGCAGCUGUCUCAGAGCUUCGCCUACUUCUUUGCUCCGGGCGCUGCAGCAGAGCGCUUUGUCCUGAAUGAGACGCUCUUCAGCGAGCUGGUAGAAGCGUCCCGUGACUUGCCCGGAAACAGAUGGUCGGUAGGCGGCAACGCACCCGUCAUGGCUGGCCGCAUGGCCACAGAGGGAUGCGAUGUGUUGCUCGGGGGAAGCUUCAGCCCGGACUUCACUGACGUUCUAUCGCAACACAUCACCGUUGCAGGCAAUAUUGUAGAAGAGCCAGACAUUCAUCUCAUCUUGGAGUAUCCAUCUGGUGCCACGUGGGGGCAGUAUUCCUCACGUAGAGCCAACAGGUACAUUGUCCACAGUGAUGACCACAACCCUUACCUGGCAUCCAUGGAAGAGUUUACCAAGAAGCUCAAAGACUUUAAUCCUGACCUUCUGGUUGUGGGCGGCUUGCAAAUGAUGGACAAUUUUCCUUUCCAGUCAGGCGAGCGUGCUGCUCUGCUUUCCCGUCUCGCCGAAGUGCUGGCCACCUCCUCUCCCACGCUCGGUGUACAUUUUGAGAUGGCAAGUUUUGUGGAGGAGAGCAUCAUGGAAGACUUGCUUCGAUAUGUCAUCCCUCAAGCAGACUCUUUAGGAAUGAAUGAACAGGAGCUUCCCAACCUGCUGAGCCUCCUCAAAGGCUCCACCAUCACAGUGCUGUCCGACCCAAACCCUCGCGUCGCCACCGUCCUGGACCAGAUGAGGGAGGUCUACCGCAUGGUCAACCAGCGCCACAAAGACGCCGCGGGUCAAGGCGACGACGCCCAGACGCGCGGCAAGCCCCUGACCCGCCUCCACGUGCACACCUUGGCAUUUCAAGCCAUGAUCGUGACCCGGGGCUCCCAGUGGAAGAACACCAUGUCGGCCACCGCCAAGGCUUCACUUACGGCCAACCGUCACGUGUGCGGCUCCGACCACAUCGACCCCAGCAAGGCCCGACUCAUCAUGGACGAUUCGUUCUCCGUCAGCCGGCGGGAGGGCAGCCAGCGCAUCCCCCUGAAGGAGAGCCGGCCCGUCAGUUGCUGGGAGGAGGACGACUACGAGAUCUGCGUGGCGCCCGUGCUCGUGUGCACCGAGGUCUACCAGACGGCGGGCGGGGGGGACAACAUCUCGGCCGCCGGCCUGGUGCUGCAGAUCUAA
This is a messenger RNA of Nerophis lumbriciformis (worm pipefish), 1476 nucleotides long. The record is from RefSeq and is a predicted model, not a curated record. Lineage: Eukaryota; Metazoa; Chordata; Actinopteri; Syngnathiformes; Syngnathidae.